Messenger RNA from Rhopilema esculentum, 4236 nucleotides. RefSeq lists its product as uncharacterized. The record is from RefSeq and is a predicted model, not a curated record. NCBI's taxonomy places the organism in Eukaryota, Metazoa, Cnidaria, Scyphozoa, Rhizostomeae, Rhizostomatidae.
AUGGAUGAACUGAAGAAGAAGAGAAACAUCAGAGGAGGACAUAGAGCUUUUGCAACGCAGUUGAUCAGACAGAUUGAAGAUAGUCUUGAAGAUCAAUUGAAGUUGAAGCAGCUUGAGAUACAGCUAGAUGAGAAAUUUGAAGUCUUAGAAAAAUUGGAUGACGAAAUUUUGGGUCUUGUAAGCGAAAUUGAUGAAGAUGGUUUGGGAUGCUUACAAGAAAUUUCUGAGGCUGGAGAGAUGAAGGAAAAAAUAAAUCUAGCGCUGCUCAAGUUGAAGAGUUUAGUGAAGAAUGAGAAGCAGUUGGAAUCGCAGAAGCCUUAUUUAACAAGACAUGGCUCAGAAGAAUCAGUUUAUUCUAUAGAAAGUUCAGCGUCGUCAGCAACUCGUAAAGUUCGUGCGAAGCUACCGAAGUUGGAAUUGAAAAAAUUUAGUGGCCGCCCCCAAGAUUGGCAGGAGUUCUGGGAUAGUUAUAAAAGUGCGGUUUACGAAAACGAAGAGAUUUCAAAGAUUGACAAGUUUUCGUAUUUGAAGCACUAUUUGGAAGAACCUGCCAAAAAAGUAAUUGCUGGACUUGCUUUGACUGAAAAAAAUUAUGUUAUAGCUGUCGAUUUGCUUGAACAGAGAUUCGCGCGACCAACGAUGAUAAAAAGGGCACAUAUCAACGAGCUUCUGAAUUUAGAUGCGGUUUUUAAUGAAAAACAUGUUAAGAAGAUGCGAGAACUUUAUGAUACUAUUGAGACACACCAUCGUGGAUUGAAAGCCUUAGGGGUCGACGAAAUAUCAUACUCGAACAUAGUUGUACCUGUUUUAAUGGACAAGGUUCCAGAGGCUGUUCGCCUGAACAUGAUUCGAGGAAGUAAGAAUCACCAAGAAUGGGAUAUGGAAGAAAUGCUUGUGGCUUUUCGAGAAGAAUUGGAGAUUCGUGAACAGCAUGUUUCGAUUUCAAUGGCUUUGGGAAAUGGGACCGUUUCUGGUAGGACGUCAUCAGAACGGCGAAGUGAGAUGAAACCGAGGUUUCCUGGUCGAACAACAACAGCGAGUGCGUUGUUUACGAAACAAGAUGGUGGAUUUGCGAGAAGAAAGUUCUGUGUAUUUUGUAAAGAAGAUCAUGAAGAAGCCGAUUGUCACAACGUCAGGAACAAGGAAGAAAGGAAGGAUCUUGUUUUUAAAUAUGGACGUUGUCUUUUGUGUUUAAAAAAGGGACACAGAGCUUAUCAGUGUCAUUCGAAGGAAAAAUGUAAGUUGUGUAACAAACGACAUCAUGUUGCAAUUUGUAAUGUUGUUGGUAGUCAGCCUAGUGCUAACCAAGCUCGUGUCAAGACUGCUGAUACUACUGUUACCACUUCUUGUGUAAGUAAUAUAGACUCUGGGGGGAGAGCAGUCUUGCAAACCGCCAAGGCCAUAGUUACAGGUAGCAUAAGGAAUGUUAAGGCACGUGUUCUUUUUGACUCAGGUAGUCAGAGGAGUUUUGUAACACGAAGUAUGGUAGAAAAACUUGGUUUGAACCCCAUUAAGCAAGUGCGCUUAGGUAUAAAGACAUUUGGAUCUCAAAAUAUGGACGAGAAGAUAAGAGAUGUGGUCGAGUUAGAGUUGAAAGGAGUUGAAAGUGGAGGGAAAGUGAAAAUACAGGCCUUUGUUGUUAAUGAAGUUUCAGAAAUACGCAAUGAACAUGUUGAAAUAUUGAAGUAUGAUUAUAAGCAUCUUACUAACUUGUGGUUUUCAGAUGUUUGUAGGCACGAAGAUUCCCUUAUUAUAGACAUUUUAGUUGGAAGCGAUUGGCUUUGGACGCUUCAAGAUGGUCGUAUAAUACGAGGGGAGCCAGGAGAGCCUGUUGCCAUUCAUACUAAGAUUGGAUGGGUUGUGUCAGGGCCAAUAAAGGGUAAGUUAACUGAUUUGGCAGAAUCUUGUUCUUCAAAUUUGGUUGUAAAUGGUAAUGGUAUAACAGUUAAUUUGAUGCACCAGAAUAAGGAACAGGAAUUAGAACAAGACAUUAAAAAACUGUGGGAUCUUGAGACUUUAGGAAUUAAAAGGCAAGAUAAGGUGCAUGAAGAAUUUUUGGAUAAUAUAGAGUUUAAAGGAGAUAGAUACUCAGUUCGUUUGCCUUGGAAAAUGGGGCACAAGCCCCUUUCUACUAAUUAUACUCUUAGUCUCAACAGAUUGAAGGGGCAGUUGAAAAAGCUCAAGGAGAAGCCUGCAAUAAUGGAAACUUAUGAUGGGAUUAUAAAGCAACAAGAAAGGGAUAGAAUCAUUGAAGAGGUUACAAGUCUUGAGCCAAGUGAGAAGCUUAGUUAUCUGCCACACCAUGCCGUUGUACGAAAUGAUGCAGAAACAACAAAGGUAAGAAUAGUAUAUGAUGCCUCUGCAAAAGAUAGGAAGUCAGGUACCUCUCUAAAUGAGUGUUUACAUGUUGGACCACCAUUAAAUCCACUUUUGUUUGAUAUCAUGAUAAGAUUCAGAGAAAAUAAGAUUGCAAUAACAUCUGAUAUCGAAAAGGCAUUUUUGAAUAUUAAAGUGGAUAAAAAGGAUAGAGAUUGCUUGAGGUUCUUAUGGAUUGAUAGUUCUUGUGAUAGUGAACCAAGCAUUAAAGUUUACCGCUUUAAUCGUGUUGUUUUCGGAGUAAAUAGUUCUCCUUUUUUGUUGAAUGCUGUUGUAAGACAUCAUUUAAGCACUUAUGAAACAGCUGAUCCAGAGUUCUCAGCAAAAUUGUCUAGAAGUUUCUAUGUAGAUGACCUAGUGUUAGGAUGUUAUGAUGUAGAAAGUGGUAAAGAACUCUACAAUAAGGCAAAGAAAAGAAUGUUAGAGGCAGGAUUUAACUUAAGGAAAUGGAAGAGUAAUGAUCCACAACUUGCUCAAUAUUUUAAGGUUAUGGAAGAAACUGGGAAACAUCCUGCAGAUGGAGGGGGUGAAUGUAGCUAUGUAAAGGAAAUGCUAGGGGAAGAAAUUUCAGACACUAAGAGUAAAGUUUUGGGAAUAACAUGGGAUAUGUUGAAGAAUAAUUUGGAAUUUGAGUUGACAAAAAUAGAGAGCAGUGUUCCAAAUUCACCUGUUACUAAGAGAACCAUCUUAAGCAUGAUUUCCAAACUUUUUGACCCUUUAGGACUUGUGAGUCCAAUUAUUGUAAGUGCAAAGGUUUUGUUUCAGGAAUUAUGCACCUUGAAGUUAGGAUGGGAUGAUGAAGUACCAGUAGAAAUGCUCAAUAAAUGGAAUAAAUUUGUAUGUGAUUUAAGUUCAGUGGGUGUUAUUUCCUUACCAAGAUGUUUAUAUGAAAAAAGUACAGAUAAGGUAAAUAAGUAUUAUUUACAUGGGUUUGCAGAUGCCAGUAAGAAGGCUUACUGUGCAAUGGUUUAUUUAGUAUACGAGACUGAUACUGGAAUGCAUUCAAGAUUGAUUUGUGCUAAGACAAGGGUUGCUCCGCUUAAGGAAUUAAGCAUUCCAAGGUUAGAACUUAUGUCAGGUCGUAUUUUAUCUACACUUGUGGAGACUGUGUAUAAUGCGUUAAGCCCACAAAUUAAAAUAGACGGUUGUAGGUACUGGUUAGACAGUAAGACAGCAUUAUACUGGAUAAAUAAUCAAGGUGAAUGGAGGCAAUUUGUACAACAUAGGGUCAAUGAGAUUCUGAAAAUUUCUAAAAAGGAAGACUGGGGACAUUGUAUUGGAGUUUGUAAUCCAGCAGAUUUGGGUUCUAGGGGAGUCUCUGCAACAAUUUUAAGAGAUAGCAGACUUUGGUGGGAAGGUCCUCAUUGGUUGUCCAUGGGGAAGGAAUAUUGGCCUAAAAGUUUCACUCUUGAGGAUUCACCAGAGAUUAUGGAGGAAAAAAGGAAAACUGUAAAUGUUACAGCAGUAAUAGAACAAAACAGACUAAGUGUGACUGAAAUAAUAGAGGUGGAUAAAUUUAGCUCUUUGAAGAAAUUAUUGAGGGUUACAGCAAGAGUGAUCCGUUUCGUCACUAAUUUAAGGUCUGCAAGGGAAGGUAAGAUAUUGAAAUUAGGGGAAUUAGACUCGGAGGAAGUUUCAAGGGCAGAAAGGAUUUGGAUUAAGGGCUCACAAAUUGACCUUAAGAAACAACCAGGGUAUAAUGAGAUUGCAUUGAAAUUGGGACUCUUCGAAGAAGAUGGCAUUUUAAAGUGCAAGGGUCGCUUGGAAAACUCAGAUUUAGCACUAGAAACUAAGUUUCCGAUUAUUCUACCGAAUAAUAAUUGGUUUACGCGUUUGGUUAUUGAGGAUUGCCAUGAAAGG